AUGGAAGAUAAUACAAGUCCUAGUAAUAAGCAAAUCGCAGGUCAAAAUCGUCAACGAUUGAUUAAAAAACGAACCUCUCAAAGCUUCGAAGAGUACGAUUCCACCACUAUUUCGGAGAAAAUGGACCUCUACAAUGGUCACAAGUCUGCGCAGACUGUUCGCAAUCCACUGGUUCAGAAAAAAGGCAAAAUAAACUACAAAACUCUUGAAAAAAUCCUUUCAUUCGACAAUACAAAUAACUUUGAAUCCUGCUUUCUCAAUCAUCUAUUACCAAAGGGUUUUGCAUAAAAUUAAAAGCUUGAAGAGGAAUAAAAAGCCCAAGCUGAGGAUCCCUUUCUCAUUGAGGAAGAGGAAGAUUUAUAGUAGUACGAUGAUUAGAACUAAGAUAGAGGGUUUAAAGAAAACUUUAUAUUCACAAUCAAAAUUAAUGACCAGGAUGAGGACAUUUAUCGAUAAGAAGAAUUAUUAAGACUUCAACGUGAGGAACAAAAAAAUUUGAAAGUCAUAAAACAAAACAAAAAUAUGGAUCAAAUUGUUGAAGCAUCUUAUAACAAAGAAAUUGGAUCCUACGAUUAUUCACAAAAGAAGGAUGGAGGCCCCAUUUUAACCUCUUAGAAUAACUUUUCGUAAUCUUAAAAUGAAGAGUUAAAAUAGGAUGCCAAUGAAAAUCCUUUUGACAGAGAUCUUGUUGCUAUAGUCUCAGAGAACUAAAACGAGAUGGUUAACAAAAUAGAAUCUGGUAAUAAUUAGAAUGUCUAUGGUCAUUAGCACUCUUUAUAGCGAAUGGAUACGCCUAUGUUUGUCAACGCUACCAGACAGACCAAUUUGUGCAGUAAGAAUAAAUAAGCUCUCUUUCUAGAGAACGGUCAAUAACUUUCAGUCCUUAAUCUUAAUUUUUCACAUGAUCCAAGGGAAAAAAACUCUAGGGACAGAGGUAAUAGCUUUAAUGCAGGUACAAAUGAGGAUCAUAGCUGGGUAGAGAGUAAAUUAGAUAUUGACAUGCGUAAGGUAUUCAGAAACUAGCUCGAAAUAACUUAAGAUUUUAAGGUCCUAUAUUCAGUUAUUGAGGAGACAAAAUGUCUAGAAGAACCUCCAUAUCCAAAAAUUACUCAAAGAAAGUUCACCUUAAUCUUCGAGUUGAUUGAUGUAUUGAUAAAAAUAGUUGAUACUACCAACGAGAAUUUUUUUUUGCAAGAUAUUACAAUAUAGGAGAUAACCUAUGACAAGAAAACUUCUGAAAUUGUAACAAUAAAUUAUAGUUUAAUACCAUUAGAUGCUAAUUAAAUAUCUUCAAUAACCUCUUGUGAAAUGCUUAAGAGAUCUCUAAGCAUAUUGUGA
Messenger RNA from Stylonychia lemnae, 1338 nucleotides. The record is from the annotation of a GenBank genome assembly. NCBI's taxonomy places the organism in Eukaryota, Ciliophora, Spirotrichea, Sporadotrichida, Oxytrichidae.